Molecule: messenger RNA, 960 nt
Organism: Andrographis paniculata
Lineage: Eukaryota; Viridiplantae; Streptophyta; Magnoliopsida; Lamiales; Acanthaceae
Product: FCS-Like Zinc finger 13-like
Exons: 2
Coding region: 138-821 (227 amino acids)
Source: RefSeq, a predicted model, not a curated record
CGAGUUCAAAGCAAUCAUAACUUUGGGAGAGAGGAGUCUGGAAGAUCUCCUUCUUCUUCACGGCAGGAGCUUCGCAAUCAAUCUUUCAAAAUUCGCCGGAAAUUCGAGAUUUGUUCACGAAUCAGAGUUUACCGGUGAUGUUAGGCAGGAAAUCGAGGCCGCCGAUGAUCGGAUUGCUCACCGGAUCGCUGAUUUCCGGCAAUAGAUCUGGAGCUGUGGAAAUCCCCUCCACUCCGAGAACUCCCAAGCCGCUGAAGAAUUUCGACCGCGGAGGAGUAGGAUUGGGCAUCGUGGCGGCGCUAGAGAGAUCCGGCGACUGUCGCAGCGAAACUCCGGCGGUUCUCGGUCGGAAAUUGAGCAGAUCCAGUCCGAUUCCGGUGAAGGAGUCGUCGUCGUGUAGAAGUAAGGCGUGGUUGGAGGAGAUGGAAAGCUUGGAGGACGAGGAGUACACAAUCGUGACUUGCCAUAAGCCGGACAGGUCAUUCACGACGGUGUACCGCGGCGGCGAUCGGAGUCCUUUCAGGAUACAGAGCAGCAGCAGCGUUUUCCACAUCUCUCCGGCAAGGAUCAACGAGUCCGCCGGAGCUCCGCCGUCUGAUUUUCUCAGCUCCUGCCAUUUAUGCCAGAAGAAACUUCACGGCGAAGAUAUAUAUAUGUACAGGGGAGAGAAAGCCUUCUGCAGUGCUGAGUGCAGGUACAGGCAAAUUGUGGUGGACGAGCGCACAGAGAAUUGCAGCUCGGAAGCUUCCAGAGCCGUCGAUGUUUCCACGUCACCUUACGCCAACGGCCAGAUCUUCACCGCCGGAAUUCUUGCAAUUUAGGGGACAGCCAAAAUAAUUGUAAUAUACAAAAAGACAUAUAAAUAACCUUAUAGUAGAUUGUAACAAAUCAUCACACUCUUAUGGAGUUUUUUGGUUCCUAAACCAAAUUUUGAAAGAAACUUUUUAUCAAAUUCUAUUA